Pteronotus mesoamericanus is the source of this 1623-nucleotide messenger RNA. RefSeq names its product PARN like ribonuclease domain containing exonuclease 1 (gene PNLDC1). Bases 18 to 1613 code for a protein of 531 amino acids. Gene Ontology annotation, cellular component: cytoplasm; endoplasmic reticulum. Gene Ontology annotation, biological process: nuclear-transcribed mRNA poly(A) tail shortening. The record is from RefSeq and is a predicted model, not a curated record. Lineage: Eukaryota; Metazoa; Chordata; Mammalia; Chiroptera; Mormoopidae. Gene Ontology annotation, molecular function: poly(A)-specific ribonuclease activity; RNA binding. The transcript is spliced from 19 exons.
GACGUGGUUGCGUGGCCAUGGACGUGGGCGCCGACGGGUUCGAGCAGAGCCUCCCUCUGCUGCAGGAGCUUGUCCUGGGCGCGGACUUCGUGGGUCUGGACAUAGAGUUCACGGGCCUUCGCACUAACCUGGCCGGAUCCCAGCAGAUCAGUCUUUUUGACUUGCCCUCGGAGUGGUAUCUGAAAACCCGUGCGAGUGUUCAGCAGUUUACAAUCUGUCAGAUUGGAUUGUCUGUGUUUUCCAGUAUCGAAGGAGAGUCAAACAAGUACGUAGCCCAUUCGUGUAACUUCUUUCUCUUCCCUACAACGUUUGGGGUUUUGGACUCGGAAUUCUCUUUCCAGGCUUCUAGUGUUCAGUUUUUGAAUCAGUAUGGCUUCGACUAUAACAAGUUUCUCAAACACGGAAUCCCAUAUAUGAAUGAGGAACAGGAGAAGAAAAUCAAACACAACAUCCUGACUGGGAACUGGAGAGUUCGCAGCUCCCUGGACAAAGACCUGAUCAAGGUGGUGAUUGGUGAGGUGACGCGGUGGCUGACCCUGGCAGAGGAAGGCGACUGCAUGACCCUCCCCGGCAUCGCUGGCUUCCAGGCCUUCGAGGUCCAGCUGGUGCUGAGGCAGGCCCUCCCUGGCAUCUGGACGGCGCGGACAGACUGCGGGGUGACAGUGAAGAAAGUGAGUAAACGGCAUCGCUGGUACCUUGGGAACACCUCCUGGGAUCCAAAGAGCCGCUGGAGGGAGGAGCUGCUUCUCUCCGCAAGGGGAUUUUCCGUGUUUUUCCAGAUGCUGGUAAAAGCCCAGAAGCCCUUGGUGGGGCACAACAUGAUGAUGGACCUGCUGCAUCUCCACGAGAAGUUCUUCCGGCCCCUCCCAGAAAGCUACCAUCAGUUUAAGCUGAACAUCCACAGCCUGUUUCCUGUCCUCAUUGACACUAAGAAUGUGACGAAGGACCUAUGGAAGGAACUGAAUUUUCCAAGGGUUUCAAAUCUUUCCGAAGUUUACGAAGUCCUGAACAGCGACUGGAAUCCCACCAGGAAUUCCGGGCCAGUGAUCACCCACGCAAGCGAGUGUGAGAGAUACGCGGAGACAAAGUACCCCCACGAGGCAGCCUACGACGCCUUCCUCUGCGGCUCAGUUCUUCUGAAAGUGGCGCACUUGCUGCUGUGGAGAGUGCACAGUGCUGGCCCCAUGCCUGAGCCCUCCUUCGCCCUGUACCUCAACGUGCUCGCUCCCUACGUGAACCAGGUGAAUCUGAUCCGCGCUGGGGUCCCGAAGAUCAAUUUCUCUGGUCCGGAUUUUCCCAGUGUCCGACCCCCCAUCCUCAUCCUCAGUGCCAGCAGGUGGCCCGGGGUGAGCGAGGAGCAAGUCUACCGCGAGUUCCAGAAUCUCUGCAAGUUUGACGUCCGGCGACUCACGCGGAACCAGUUCCUGCUCUUGACCAACAAGUUCAAGGAUGCCCGCAGCGUCCUGAAGGAGUACAGGAGCCACCCGACCCUGCGGGUCUCCCUCUAUCGGUACUGGAGGCACUCGCCGGACAUCAGCUGCCUGUUGCAAGUCUGUGGCAUAGUUACCACCUGGGCCCUGGUCGCCUUUCUCCUGGGAAGACCCAGCCCCUGACGCUGCGAGG